Oldenlandia corymbosa var. corymbosa is the source of this 2104-nucleotide messenger RNA. Lineage: Eukaryota; Viridiplantae; Streptophyta; Magnoliopsida; Gentianales; Rubiaceae. The record is from the annotation of a GenBank genome assembly.
CAAGCUGCGGAAAUUAUUAUUCAUCAAUCAAUUAUAUAUAAGAGUAAAACAAUACAGAAUGUUUCUUUAAGAACAAAUUAGAGGCGAAUUUUGGGGAUGAAAUUAUGAAAAACCCAGUCAUAUCAAAUUUGGUUGAACUCUGGGUUUAGCUCGCACCACAUUUCCAAAUGGAAAGUCGCUAUUAAAAUCCCAGUGGAAAUGGAAAUCCCAGAAAAGUUAACGGGUUAAUCCUUACUUAUCCAAUUUGUUUUGACCUAAUUACAACAGUAGUGGGAACAGAUCCCUUUGCUUGGUAUCACGCGUCAACAUCCCGUAGCCCUCAGCCGUGGAUCCUCCCUCUCUCUCCCUCAGCCUUUUGGGGGUCCCCACAUCUCCAUCUUUAAUCUUUUUCCUAUGAAUUCCCAAGGCCAAAGGAUAACGCGCUCUCUCUCUCCCUCUCCAAAUUUAUACUGUAAUCUGUAAUUUCUUGCUGUCUUUUCACUGUAACACAAAUUUGAAAACCCCCCUCAAAUUGAAUCAGAUCAGUUCUCCCUUCUCCAAAGGGGGAUCAUCCAUCUCCUCAAUCUUGAUUCCCAACCUAGCAUAUAUUAAAAUAAAGUCAUCAUUCUUUCUUUUGCCAAGGCUUUUGGACUUUUCUUGUUCUGUGUUCUGAUCAAUCUUAACCGGGUGACUGGGACUUUGUCCUCUGUAAUGGCAUCCGUUGAAAAUCACCAAAACCUUGAACAAGAUGAUGACAAGACCCAUCACCCCGAUCCAUUGCUUGGCGACCCACAUCAAUACUCCAUCACUGCGGUAGGCCCUUCCUCCCCAGCGGCGCCGGAGGACCCACCUGCUUCUCGACCGGAUUCUUCUGAUACUGUUUCCAUGCUUAAAGAAGAGCCGGCUGACUACGACGUCGAGGGUUCACUUUCAGUUGCGCUCACCCCGGUACAUCAAUCCCAGAGGUCUCAGUCGUUGGUGGUGGCUCCGCCUAAGAGGUCUACCAAGGACCGGCAUACUAAGGUAGAAGGCCGAGGCCGGAGAAUCCGUAUGCCUGCCACCUGCGCCGCCAGAAUAUUCCAAUUGACGCGGGAACUGGGCCAUAAGUCAGACGGAGAGACCAUCCGGUGGCUCCUCGAGCGAGCGGAGCCAGCAAUCAUUGAAGCCACCGGAACGGGCACUAUACCGGCUAUCGCCGUUUCUGUUAACGGAACGUUGAAAAUCCCCUCCACGCCAAGUACCGCCGACGGCGAGACCGCCAAUAAAAGAAGAAAGAGAGCUUCAAGCAGCGAUUUCUACGAACUGAACGAUAACUCUAGUUUCGCUCCGGUGGCACCCAUUGCUCAAGCUUUGUUACCGGUUUGGACAGUUGGUGGGCCUAGUGGUGCUGGAAUGGUUCCAACGAGCGCGGUUCCAAGUGGGGCUUUUUUCAUGAUCCCACAAUCUGGGCCGACCAUCGCUGGGCCUCCGAAUCACCCUCAGUUGUGGGCCAUUCCGGCUGCUGCGGCGCCGGUUUUUAACGUUCCCGGGAGGCCCAAGUCUAAUUUUGUGCCCGGAGUGCAACCUGGAGCCACGUUGAAUUUCGCUACUGCUUCUGCUAGUGGAGAUGGUAAAGUGGGUGUGGUGUCUAAUGAUGUUGAGAAUGGGGAAACGAACCAUUCAGUUUCGGUGAAGGAUUUGGAUGACGCCAAUUCUAGUGGUGGUAACAUUGGGGCCACCACUACGACAAGUAGUAGUCCGGGCACUCAAAUGCUUAGGGAAUUUUCAUUGGAGGUUUAUGACAGGAGAGAACUUCAUCAAUUCGUGGUUGGUGCUACUACUGCUACUGCUACUGCCACGGCUGGUGCUGCCGCCGGUGGAGCCGGGAGUGACCACCGGACUUCAUCAGAAGCCUGAAUUAGUUAGGUGGAUAUGACUUGUGUGGUGGUAGGAAUUUAGAUUUUGCUGCGUAUUUUAAUUGCAGAGCAAAAUAUACGUUAUUAGACUUUUAGGCAUCAGAGUAGCCGUGUAGUUUGAAUCGGGCCUCUUCUAAGUUGUAAUGCUAAAUUACUAAGGGCUUGUUUCCCCAACACUUAUUUUAUAUUUUUGUCUCAUUUUACUUUUUAAAAUACCUCUUAAACACAAA